Molecule: messenger RNA, 4422 nt
Organism: Diospyros lotus (date-plum)
Lineage: Eukaryota; Viridiplantae; Streptophyta; Magnoliopsida; Ericales; Ebenaceae
Product: calcium-transporting ATPase 2, plasma membrane-type-like
Exons: 7
Coding region: 392-3457 (1021 amino acids)
Biological process (GO): calcium ion transmembrane transport
Cellular component (GO): intracellular membrane-bounded organelle; membrane
Molecular function (GO): ATP binding; P-type calcium transporter activity; calmodulin binding
Source: RefSeq, a predicted model, not a curated record
GUUACAGGACGGCGACUUUGACCCUGGCCUACCCUGGAAUGGCAGUUCGCUAGCCGACCUGCGAGAGAGCAUUUCGCCGAGUAUUCGGAUCCUUCCUCUCUUCUUCUUCUCGCCGUCUCCUUCUCUGGGUAGUACAGUGGUUACUUUCACGCUAUUUUUGUUUCUGAUUUGACGGAAAUGUUGGUGAAGCUUCUUCAGCUUUCUGCGGUGUUUUAAUCUUACCGAAUGCAGAAUUGAUUUCCUAGUAGUUUCUUGUGUGUCUGCUUGUGGGCGGAGUUCGUAUUUAGGUGGCUGGAGCGGUUGAAUCGAAUCGGAAGGGGAGCGAUCUUGUGUAUGAGUGAAAGGAGAAGUAGGAGGAGAAAGAAAGAAAUCGGUAUUUGUAGAUCGGAGGAUGGAGAACCUUAUGAAUGAGGAAUUUGCGGCGGUGAAGUCGAAGCACUCGUCGGAAGAGGCGUUGCGGAGGUGGAGGGAGCUGUGUAUUUUGGUGAAGAACCCCAAGCGCACGUUCAGGUACACCGCCAAUCUCUCCAAGCGCAAGGAGGCUGCUGACAUGCGCCUCACCAUUCAGAAGAAGCUCAAAAUUGCAGUUCUGGUUUCCAAAGCUGCCAUUAAUUUUGUCAAAGGCGCCCCAGUGAAACCAAUAGAGGAGUACGUUGUUCCUGAGGAAGUCAAAGCUGCGGGUUUUAACAUUUGCGCUGAUGAGGUGGGAUCUGUUGUUGAGGGCCGUGAUCUUGAAAAGCUUAAAUCUCAUGGUGGUGUAGCUGGUAUUGCUGAUAAACUUGCAACAUCAACCACCACGGGUCUCACUACUGAUACUGCUUUGCUGAAUCGGAGACAGGAGAUUUUUGGAAUCAAUAAAUUUGCCGAAAGUGAAGCCCGUAGUUUUUGGGUGUUUGUUUGGGAAGCACUUCAAGACAUGACUCUCAUGAUCCUUGGCGUGUGUGCAUUUGUCUCUUUGAUAGUUGGCCUGGCAACGGAAGGAUGGCCAAAGGGGGCUCAGGAUGGCCUGGGAAUUGUUGCAAGCAUUUUGCUGGUUGUAUUUGUCACGGCAAUAAGUGAUUAUCGGCAAUCCUUACAGUUUAGGGAUUUGGACAAAGAGAAGAAGAAAAUUGCCAUUCAAGUUACAAGGAAUGGAUAUCGACAAAAGAUGUCAAUAUAUGAUCUCUUACCUGGUGAUAUUGUACAUCUUUGUAUUGGGGACCAAGUCCCUGCAGAUGGACUCUUUCUUUCUGGAUUUUCUGUUGUUGUUGAUGAAUCAAGUUUGACCGGAGAGAGUGAGCCAGUUAUGGUAACUGCUGAUAAUCCAUUUCUUCUCUCAGGAACUAAGGUCCAAGAUGGAUCAUGCAAGAUGUUGGUGACCACUGUCGGAAUGAACACCCAAUGGGGUAAGUUGAUGGCUACACUUAGUGAGGGGGGAGAUGAUGAGACCCCACUGCAGGUUAAACUGAAUGGAGUGGCAACCGUAAUUGGAAAAAUAGGCCUUUUCUUUGCUAUUGUGACUUUUGCAGUUCUAGUGCAAAAAUUGUUUGGCCGUAAACUGCAAGAGGGAACCCAGUGGAGCUGGUCUGGAGAAGAUGCAUUGGAAAUGUUGGAAUACUUUGCUGUUGCUGUCACAAUUGUUGUUGUUGCAGUUCCUGAGGGGUUGCCUCUGGCUGUCACAUUGAGCCUUGCCUUUGCCAUGAAGAAGAUGAUGAAUGAUAAAGCUCUGGUCCGGCAUUUGGCUGCUUGUGAGACAAUGGGAUCUGCCACUAGUAUUUGUAGUGAUAAAACUGGGACUCUGACGACCAACCACAUGACAGUCGUGAAAUCUUGCAUUUGUAUGAAUAUCAAGGAAGUCGGCAAAUCAGGUAAUGCUUCUAUUUUGUGCUCUGAAGUCCCAGAUUCAGGUUUAAAAGUUCUGUUACAAUCCAUAUUCAAUAAUACUGGUGGAGAAGUUGUGGUUAACAAAGAGGGCAAGCGGGAGAUAUUGGGAACACCAACUGAGACUGCUUUAUUAGAGUUUGGCUUAUCGCUGGGCGGAGAUUUUGAGUCUGAGCGAAAUGCAUCUAGACUUGUUAAAGUUGAGCCAUUCAACUCUACGAAGAAACGGAUGGGGGUGGUGUUGGAGCUUCCUGAUGGAGGUCUGAGAGCUCAUUGCAAGGGUGCUUCAGAACUAGUUUUAGCUGCCUGUGACAAGUUGGUUAAUUCCAGUGGUGAGGUUGUUCCCCUCGAUGAAGCUUCUAUUAACCAUCUCAAGGUCACAAUAGAUCAGUUUGCUAGUGAAGCUCUUCGGACUCUAUGUCUUGCAUAUAUGGAUCUGGACAAUGGGUUCUCUGCUGAUAAUCCUAUCCCAGUUUCAGGAUACACUUGCAUAGGAAUUGUUGGUAUCAAAGACCCUGUUAGGCCUGGUGUGAAGGAAUCAGUUGCGCUUUGUCGUUCAGCUGGUGUUACCGUUCGGAUGGUUACAGGAGACAACAUAAAUACAGCAAAAGCUAUUGCUAGGGAAUGUGGAAUACUUACUGAUGAAGGUAUUGCCAUAGAAGGUCCAGAUUUUCGGGAGAGGAGCCUUGAGGAAUUGCUAGAGCUAAUCCCCAAAAUUCAGGUGAUGGCUCGGUCCUCGCCUCUAGACAAGCAUACAUUGGUAAAGCACUUGCGUACCACAUUUGAUGAAGUUGUUGCAGUUACUGGUGAUGGAACAAAUGACGCCCCAGCACUUCAUGAAGCAGAUAUCGGACUUGCAAUGGGCAUUUCUGGAACUGAGGUUGCUAAAGAGAGUGCUGAUGUCAUAAUUCUGGAUGACAAUUUCUCCACAAUUGUGACUGUGGCGAAAUGGGGGCGAUCAGUCUAUGUAAACAUCCAAAAAUUUGUACAAUUCCAGCUGACUGUUAAUGUGGUUGCACUAAUUGUCAACUUCUCUUCAGCUUGUCUGACAGGGAGUGCUCCUCUCACUGCUGUUCAACUUUUGUGGGUCAACAUGAUUAUGGACACGCUUGGAGCACUUGCACUAGCAACUGAGCCUCCUAAUGAAGGAUUAAUGAAGCGAUCCCCAGUUGGAAGGAGAGGAAAUUUUAUCAGUAAUAUUAUGUGGAGGAAUAUCUUAGGGCAAUCUCUUUAUCAGCUCCUGGUAAUAUGGCUUCUUCAGGCAAAUGGAAAAGCAAUAUUUGGCCUUGAAGGCAGCAAUUCCGAUUUGAUCCUAAACACACUAAUAUUCAACUCAUUUGUCUUCUGUCAGGUAUUCAACGAAAUAAGCUCCAGAGAGAUGGAAAAGAUAGAUGUUUUCGAGGGCAUACUAGACAAUUAUGUUUUUGUGGCCGUUCUCGGUUGCACCGUCAUUUUCCAGAUCAUAAUCAUCGAGUACCUGGGCGCAUUCGCUAGCACAACACCCCUCACCUACACACAGUGGUUCGCUAGCAUUUUCACCGGAUUCUUAGGCAUGCCUAUUGCGGCAGCCGUAAAGAUGAUCCCUAUGGAUUCAUGACUUCAAACAGGGGCGGAUCCAGGGAUGAAUCUGGGACGGGCUGCCCCAGAUCCAUCAGUGAUUUCAGCCCCCUCUCCCCUCCCAAGUAGUCCAAAUUCCAGGGGGGCAGCCCGUCCCCCCCCCCCCCCCCCCCCGGGAUUCCGCCCCUGACUUCAAACAUGCUAUUAAAUAAUGAACUUCAGCUUUCGUUCCAGUCCCCCUGUUCAUGUCUAGCAGGACAUUCCUUUAUUUCUGUUUGACUAACCCAAGAUUGGCGCUGACGAAUUCCCUUGGUAGCUUAAAACAACUUUAGUGUUCAUUUUUUGAACUCUGGAUGGCAAGGGCAAGGCUGAUCAGAGUAUUUUCCCAGUUCAACUUGUUCUCAAAUUCUUUGCCUAUGCCUAGCCUCUGUUGUCCAGUGAUUGAAGCUCUUUUCCUUAGUCUGUAUACAUGUAAAUUUUAGAGAUCUUGCAUUAAGUUUGUUGAACGUGUCAUAUCCAUUAGGAUGCAGGGCUGACAUUGUUCUCCUUCAAAUACUGUCAAUAGUAUAGGCACUGUUUACAUGUACUGUUUCCAUUUUGAAAGCAAUGGCUGGUUAAGUAUAUGCUUUAAAACUAAAAAAUAAGGGCAAUCUCUUGCUCUUAGCAACACACAAUGAAUUCUUGGCCCUAUCUCGUGAAUGGACAGCUAAAAGUAGAUGCAUUUGGAAAGUGAAUGUUCAGGACUACUUUCUGUCUUCUGGUUCCUGAUGAAUGAUGCACGGUAUGGUAGCCGCCUCUAGGCUCCAGUUUUUCUAUGGAAGCUAUAGUAUAGAUUGUAAUUUACCCUCAAUUGUUGGCUCGGUGGUAAGAAGUUGUGUUAAUGUUAUUAAUGUUAUUUGCGAUCAAUGUUGGGUUCAUAUAUAGAUUUUUGUGCCUGUCCCAGUGAGACCAUCAAUUACUUGCUCAAAAUUUUAAUUCAAUUGAGGUUCUCUAUCUUUCAUAUCU